AUGUACUUCUCAAGGUUUGUAUUAGUUAUUGCUUUUGUUUUACUUGGCCUUGUGUCUGUACAAUCGGCUGUUUCACUCGGUGAUGUACUGUAAGUUGGGUUUAAUAUUUGUUUUUUAGGUUUCGGCGCAUUUUCAACAUAACACAAUGAAAAAGAACAAGGAAGGUUAAAAAUGGCCCUUAGGCCUUUUAACAUUAACAGUAAAACUCUCGUAAUUCUACACAUUAAAACACAAUAAGAUUAUUAGUAGUAUAUAACAGAACAAGAACAACCAUAUUUAUGAUUAAAAACCAAACUAAAACUUAAAAUUUCAGAAUCCGUGAACGUCGUGGCUACGGUUAUGGUGGUGGUGUACCACUCCCUCCACCCCCACCACCAUCGUAUGGUUACGGCGGUGGUGGUGGAUACGGCGGCAGUGGCUUUGGCGGUCCAGGUAUUGGUGGUUUCGGCGGUGGACCAUCGUUCGGCGGUGGAUUUGGAAGGAAAUGA
Messenger RNA from Bursaphelenchus okinawaensis, 488 nucleotides. Lineage: Eukaryota; Metazoa; Nematoda; Chromadorea; Rhabditida; Aphelenchoididae. The record is from the annotation of a GenBank genome assembly.